Zygotorulaspora mrakii is the source of this 990-nucleotide messenger RNA. RefSeq names its product Pdp3p (gene PDP3). NCBI's taxonomy places the organism in Eukaryota, Fungi, Ascomycota, Saccharomycetes, Saccharomycetales, Saccharomycetaceae. Bases 1 to 990 code for a protein of 329 amino acids. The record is from RefSeq and is a predicted model, not a curated record. The transcript has a single exon.
AUGAGCCGAUCAUUGAAAACUGGCGAUUUGGUUUUAUGCAAAGUUGGAUCUUUUCCACCAUGGCCAGCUGUCGUUUAUCCACAGUCGUUGCUCCGAUCUGAUGUGUACCGAAAGAAGAAACCAAAUUGCAUUGCAGUUUGCUUUUUCAACGAUCCUACCUACUACUGGGAACAACCGAACCGUUUGAGCAGACUGGAUCCGCACACGAUUGAUGAGUAUUUAACGCGAAAUAAUGGGCAUAGUUCGCAGUCUGAUUUAAAUGAGGCAUACCAACGCGCCAGUGACUAUACGGGGCUGCAGGAUUUUAUUGUUGAACGAUUCAAAGAAGAAGGCAGGGAAGAAGAUUUAGAGCAAGCUAUAGGUUUCGCAGAGAUCAAGAGUGGUGAAGAUCCGACUUUAGGAAAAUCUAAGAAAGACCCUGGAAAACGUAAAGUAUCUGGAGCUAGAGCAGAUUCAGAAUCAUCGUCGAUGAGUUCAAGUAACAAGAAUUUCGUUUCCAAUGGAUCACUCAAUAGCAAGAAGAUUAACCCUGAGAAUUUAGAAACAGAUUUGAGUGAUGACAGGGUCAAGCUUGGUAAAGGCAAUAGUAAAAGAACUCACAAAAGAAAUCACGCCAGCCAAAAAUCUAUCGAAAAAACGAACGAAAAGAGAACAAAACUCGACAGAUCGCGUAGAGUCGAAAUAUCGCUACUCUUUAGGAGAAGGAUACAAAAAAACUUAGUUCAGAGAGACGAACCACCCGUGGACGCUGAGAUUGAAGAAUCUCAUAACAUGCUGAACAAGAUAAAGCAGAAUUUGGGAAAUGAACCACCAUUCUUUGAUUCAGAGGCAUUGAGGGAAAGUAAAUUGCACAAGCUUUUCAAAGUGAUCGUCAAUGACUCGAACCUCGAACAAUUUCAUCCCGUGUGCAAGUCCGCUUUAAUACAGUGGAAGGAUAUCAUAACCGAACUCAAGUCUGAGAGACUAAAAGACGAGCAACAGGACGCCUAG